UCCGUUUGGUAACCUGGGCUCUGCCUUACCAUGUCCAAACUGAACCGCGCUAAAACUGAACAGCACGUUUCUAAUUUGCUGCACCACAGUUUGGAAAUUAAGAAGCGAAAUUUUGUUGAAACUAUUGAGCUUCAAGUUGGCUUGCGUAACUUUGAUCCUUCUCGUGAUAAGCGUUUUGCAGGAACUGUGCGGUUGCCAUAUGUUCCAAGGCCACAAUUAAAGAUUUGCGUAAUUGCUGAUGAGCAGCACGCUGCUGAGUGCACGAAGCAUGAAGUCCCUUUCGUUACUUCUUCCGAUAUAAAGAAGCUUAACAAAAACAAAAAGGCUGUUAUGCAACUUGUUAAAAAGUUCGAUGCGUUUUUAGCUUCAGAAAGUCUUUUAAAAAUUUUACCCAGGUAUGCGGGCCCUUGGUUUACUAAGGCUAACAAAUUUCCCGCACUUUUGACCCAUAAUGACAACUUGCUAACCAAAAUUGAAGAAAUUAAGGGUACCAUCAAAUUUCAAAUGAAGAAAGUAUUAUGCAUGCAUGUUGCUAUUGGCAACGUUAAUAUGCGUAAAGAAGAGCUUCUUAGAAAUUUAAUUAUGGCCGUCAACACACUUGUAGGUCUUCUUAAGAAAAAUUGGCAGAACGUCAAGGCUAUUUACAUAAAAAGUACGAUGGGUCCCCCUUUCAAACUCUUCUAAGCUUGUCAUUCAUAUAUUAUACAUCGCUUAUUUUGGAAGCGGUUUGCACAGACAUAACUAAAAUAAAUACCAGCGGUGGGUUUUAUUUCA
Molecule: messenger RNA, 774 nt
Organism: Zophobas morio
Lineage: Eukaryota; Metazoa; Arthropoda; Insecta; Coleoptera; Tenebrionidae
Product: large ribosomal subunit protein uL1-like
Exons: 2
Coding region: 31-684 (217 amino acids)
Biological process (GO): maturation of LSU-rRNA; translation
Cellular component (GO): cytosolic large ribosomal subunit
Molecular function (GO): RNA binding; structural constituent of ribosome
Source: RefSeq, a predicted model, not a curated record